CCAACCCAUGCAGGGAAAUGCUGUAUGCUGGUAGGGUUUUCGCUAGGGUUACGGUUGAUCUUGGCCCGUUGUCCAUCGGUAGAGUUGAAGCGUUUGUCUGGGUGGUUUGGUGUUUUCCAUCCGCGCUUUUUCCCCGCAAGCUGGAUUUUAAAGUUUUAAAGUGCAAAGUUGUGUAGAAUAAUUUAAACAUCUAUUCAGUGGAAUCUGCCCCUGUUUUCCAUCUCCCCAAACAAGUAAAAGCAUCAUUUCACCACUACAACAACACGUAAGCAACUGGGCUAGCCCACGUUCUUCCCAAAUCACUCAGCAUCGAGGAUAUUCGACCACCAUUUGUUUAAUUUGAGCACAAAUCAAAUUAAAACGAAGCAGCGCAAAGUUUGAGUGAAGCAACCGUCCAGUUGAUUGAUUUUUCGUUGCGCCGAUACCAAAAACUUGUCCCAUCUUGAGCGAAAGUAUGGCGGCGACGCAGAAACGACUUGUGCACAAGCAGUUCAACUCGCCGAUCAAUCUGUACUCGCAGAAAAACAUCCAGGAAACGCUCGACCGCGAACUGAAGCUCCUGUCGAACGGGGCCGUCGGAAUCGACUUCGAUGACCCAUCGACGACCAAGCCACCGAGCCUGGCCAAAUCGGCCGUGCUGGCCGCCCUCGAGGAGGAGGAGCGUGAAAAGUCACGCGGCACUGCUGCCUUCGGACGUCAGAGCCGCUCCCGACAACCGACCCGGCCGACCGACCCCCGUACCGUGUCGCCCUGCAUCGACCGUGAAACCGUGCUCAAGAUUAAUCGUCGUCCGCUUCAGCGACGGCACCGGUCGUGCGACAACUUUUGGCCUCCACGGUCACCGGCGACCGGCGAAGCGCACGGACGUCACCGAUCGCCGGCCAGAGAUGAGGAUUAAAAUAAUUGCACCAUUUGCAGACCGAAUCAACCGUCCCGAAGUGAAACUGUCUCCGAUUAACGUGGCAACCACAGUUACAGCAACGCAUCCAACGUACCGGGCUGUCAAUCCGACAACGUUCCCACCGGCCGGAGAAACGGUUCCCCGUCCCGUACUGCAAUCUACGGUUGACCCGACCGGCGGUGAUAAUGAUGUCACCGGUUUAAAGCAUCCUCGAACGUUAGCUACCCCGGACAGCUGCAUCGUACCGGACGAACGUUGCGAAUCGCUUCGAAAUGUUUUCCACGUGCCUGAUGUCCGUACCACCGACCGACCCGUUCCUGCAACCGAACAGACACUGCACCAAAGCAGUAACGGCGUUGAUGUUGAUUAUUUUAAAACAAAUUUCACGGAUGAUAAAACACCGGACGUCAACGCAAACAGGGCGCACAGUUUCGAUGAAGAACCGAAUAAAUACGACACCCAAACACCGCAGGACAAAUCAAUCGACCCCGACCGUUUCGGUGCGGCGGCCGAAAAUAGCGCCCCGGUGCCGGUGCGCCACACCGAAGACAACAACCGCCGGGCGGUACAACCGCGCAUGAUUAGUUUCACCGAUGGUGAGUUUAUUUUUGGUCCGUUCGACGAACGGGCGCUGGAAUUCGGACGAUUUGAAUUAUUGAGCGAUAAACUGGGGGCGCGAAAUCAACCUCCCGCUGGGACCGGUACGAUGGCGACGACGACGACGAUGAUGACAGCAGCUGCUGAUGAACGUCCGCAUCGGGCCUUCCUUUCCGACGGGGCCAAGAUCACCGGGCGUACCGGGCCGCCCGAUGAGUGCCUACGCCGGAACGCCACAUUAUCGCCCGGCCAGCGAGAAGACGAAACGAUUCAGGUGGAAAAUAGUGCCGUACCCGGUGACGAUAAAUGGAAAAUUGCUACGCCAGCCCCCAAAAGCGAUGACGACGACGAUCGUCAACAAACUUCACCCUACUGCGACGACUACACCCGUUGGGCACGGUUCGAAAAUGGAAAUAUAAGUCCUCCGCCAUCGGAAAAUGAGCUGACCGCAGACGGUAACCGCAAACAGUCGGCCGAUUCCCCCGCUCAAAAGCGUCGAACGCGUGGCGAAGAAAUUGAGGACAUUUUUCAACAGCUUAACCAAUCGCUGAAAGCAAACGCUGCCACGGUGGCCGUCGAAGCCGACGGUACCGAGUCGGCGGCGAAGGCAACGCUCGGUCAGCUGGUAGAGAAUGUGCCCGUCAUCGAACGCAUACUGGACGAUUUGUUGACCUUCUCGAAGCAGCUGCUCGAACAGAAGCACUACCUCGAAGCGAAAGAAUCGAUCGAUGAUGCAAACGAAGACGCUGUCACGAAGCUGCCACCCGCGAAUCGUGGCACCGCACAGCUAGCGGAGAUAAAUGAUGAUAAUUUAAUUAAUUUAUUAGGCAACGGGAACGAGGCGGUGGACGCUGGAGAGGCUGUUGACCAGCGAGACAACCCGGGCGAGUCGUCCCCCUAUAAGUCGCACAAUGCCGAGCCGGACGUUAGCGAUGCGAGUGAAACACCAGGCGUCUCCAUCGUGCCGGAGAACGAAAAAUUGGCAAACAAUGACUCGAACAACAGCAAUCAGGCGGGUGACUUUGUCAGCGGGCUCACGCCAAACGGUUCCGACGAGCGUGCUCAGCAGGAAGACCUAUUUACCAACGUGGCCAUCUUCAACUGGAACCCGCUGGACGUCUAUCAGCAGCACGGCCUGUUUAUGAUUGAUCCCCGGUUCGCUUUGGCAGACAUGCGAGCCAUUUCGCCCGUGCCCACCACCACACCGCUUCAGCCUUUCCUCAAACCGCUACCCACCGUACCGGAGGAAAUGGAUACUGCUGUCGCUAACGACCACGCGAUUGACGCUCACCGUGCUCAAGUACCGGGCGUCUCCAUCGACAACCAAUCAGCAAAAAAUUACACCACUAAGGCGAACUCACCGUGCGGAAGGAACGAUGCAAGCGGUGCAAGCACUUUGCACGACUCUCCAUCAGCCACGCCGAAGACGGCCGGGCCCGAUUGGAAAAUGGACGCUUGUCACAAUUAUUGUUCGCCGAGUGUUGAUCCUACGGUAACUGCUGGCUCAUCGGCACGAACCGGACGACUGUCGUCCGACCGGUGACAAUGUAGAUAAGAUUGUGCAAAUGAAUCAGGUGUUACAUUUCUACGACUCGAGCCACGUACACUAUCCGCUCGGAUCUCCGGACCAUCUGGACAGCCGUCAGCAACGUGAGCUGAACCGUCCAACGGCACUGACCAACGCAACGGCCGACGAAGGUACGUACCACUGACUGGGAUGGUUGGUGGAUUUGUGGUGCACACACGUGCAAACACACAUACACACACGGACACAAACUCCGAUGUAUGCACAUAGUAAGCUGCAAUUGUUGCAGUGCUUUUGAUUGGCUGUGUUAAGUCCACGUGUUUCCACCGGCUCGUUCACCAUCCUGUGUCCUACUUCGGCCCCGAACUCCCAACCACCGAACUCCCAAACAACAGUUCAGUACGUGUGCGUGUGAGUGUUAAUGUACACCGUUGUGAUAAUAUCCGAUUACGUUCCGUAUAAUGUGAGUGGUGAGAGAAAAAUUUAUCACACGCCACAGUACGAUUUGCUAGAUUGCUUCUCUCACGUGUACCGACAGGCGUGUGAAAUCUAUGCAGUGGGUUCAAUUACAACGCGUCACCACUGUUAAACUAUUACGCAAACUGGUGUACGAGUUGGGCUUCGGGUUGUGAUGAAAUUGUUACAAAGUGUUUAAAAGACAGAUGUUGAAUAGAAAAGCUUUGACCGUGUAUUUCCCUUUUGUACUUAACAAUGUUUCGUAAAGGUAUAAUAAAUUAUAUGCUUUAGAUAUCAACUA
Messenger RNA from Anopheles stephensi (Asian malaria mosquito), 3780 nucleotides. RefSeq names its product trithorax group protein osa. Bases 591 to 3041 code for a protein of 816 amino acids. Lineage: Eukaryota; Metazoa; Arthropoda; Insecta; Diptera; Culicidae. The transcript is spliced from 7 exons. The record is from RefSeq and is a predicted model, not a curated record.